CAUUGUUUGGCCGGUUAUUUAUGAUUCCUCGCCCCCCGCUACCCACUGCUUCAACAUGAUUCGGGAUGAGUCUCUCAAGACGAAGAAACGUUUUUUUGAAGGCCUCUAUUCCCUUGAUUCGAUUGUCGAGGAUGACGACCUGUACGAAGAAAAUCCAGUUUCUGCGCUACUAACAACGACAAAAGAUCCUGCUAUUAGGAGUCCUCGAGCCCUUCCUAAACUCACCCGGGCUCGCACAGCCGCUACGUCGAGUGCAAGGCCCGUUUCCAGUUCGAGGGCUGCCGUUUCAAGGACCCUUUCUCUGCCCGCCCAAAAGCUUCACCCUUCCACCGUGCCUAACAGGCCUACGCCUACACUCUCGACUCCUACUGUCGUGGCUUCCUCAGCUCAGUCCAAGACGUCUCGUCCCCCGGGUCUUCACGAUUCUUCAACAUUUACUGUGACUCCCUCUUCUAGGGCUUCCGCUACCGCCACUCACUCAUCACCGCCUCUACCUGAUAUGCCAUUGGUGCAUACUCCAACGCCGACAGCCCCUCCUGAAUCCUCGAGGAUGUCUGUUGUAGGAUCUGGGGGUUCUACAAAACGAAAACGUUCCUCAAAGGCGGCCAAACAACCGACGGCUAGGGACUCUCAACUCGUUUUUUCAGACCUUGUUUUCUACUUUAUUCCAAACGAUAUCAGGAAUCCGGCGAGAAAGAUGCGAAUUCAGAAAGCUGCUGAGUUUGGCGCUUUUUGUAUCAAUGAGUGGAACGACGAGUUUAUCACUCAUGUUAUUGUCGAAAGCCAUUUCAAAUAUCUCGAUGUCCUCAAGUACCUGAAACUUGAGAAGUUACCAGAAAACAUCAUCGUUGUGAACCACGAAUAUACAGGAGACUGCCUGCAUCAUGGUCGUAUUCUUGAUCAUGCCCAGAAGAUUUACGAGGUUCACGGCCGUGCGCCCCUGUCACCACCUCAGGCUCCGGCCCCACCGCCUUGCCCUUCUAUAAACGAAACACCUUCAUCACCACAAAGUCUUCAAAUUAAGCCCUCCCGGCGGAAGAAGGCUCUAGAGAGCACUCAAACCUCUUCGCACCCGCCCUCUAGCCUCUCGAGCUCACAUCCUUUCGAAAUUGAUGCCCCGGUACCCACACGCAGCGAUUACGUAACUUCAUCUGCGCCCGAAGGGAUGGCCCCUAAAGACGACCUAGACAUGAUGAUUUAUGAAGCAAAGAAAAUAGGCCCCUUGCCGCUAGAAGACGAAGAGGAGUCGAAGAGUGUGGAGGGGAUAGAGACGACGGAUGACGAGCAGGAUUCGCUGGAGCUAGCCAAAAGGCAAAAAACCGGAAAAAAAGGCAGGAGAGGAAAGAACGAUAAACCGGGACGCUAUCUAGGGACGUUUCAGUGCCUGCAGAAAAACGAUGGGAAUCAGAUGGAGGAUAAUCCUAAUCAGAGGACUAUUGAGAUUUUAUCGGAGAUGCAGCGCUAUUAUGAAAUGCUGAAAGAUACUUGGAGGUCUCUGGGGUACCGGAAGGCUAUAGCUACUUUGAAGAAACAGGAUCAUAGGAUUAGGUUUGCUAAUGAAGCUCGAGAGCUCCCUGGAAUUGGCGACAGAAUAGCCUUAAAAAUUGAAGAAAUAGUCCGAACCGAUCGCCUCCGAAGGCUUGAUUACACAAAGAUGGAUCCUGAAGAUGAGGCAUUGAGGCUCUUCCUUGGAAUUUACGGCGUAGGUGGAGUAAAGGCUCAGAAAUGGGUAGAUGCAGGGUAUAGAACUCUGGAUGACAUAAAAGCCCAUGCACGACUCACCUCAUCUCAGCAGACUGGGAUUGAGCACUACGAAGAUUUCCAACAACGCAUCCCACGGGACGAAGUGAAGCAGCAUGGCGACAUUGCCAUGCGUGUUGCGCACGAAAUUGAUGCCGAACUAAAGCUUGAGAUUCUAGGAUCGUACAGGCGAGGUGCUAAGGACUGCGGCGACAUUGACAUCAUGAUUACCAAAGAGGGUGCGGAGGCCUAUGCAAUUACCGGUAGGAUAUCCUCCCCUAGUAUUUUUUUUGGCUUCCAAUUGUAUAUCGCAAUCCCAAGAGGCUCAGACAGCGGCACAAAGUGGCAUGGCGCAUCGAAAAUCUCCUCGGGGCCCUGGCGUCGAAUAGACUUCCUAGUAGUCCCCUGGGCAGAGCGUGGCGCGGCUCUACUAUACUUCACAGGCAACGACAUCUUCAACAGAUCCCUCCGUCUCUUAGCCUCCAAAAAGGGCUUCAGACUCAACCAGAGUGGACUGUACAAAGAUGUUUUGCGCGGAAAGGACAGAACAAAGUUCACAGAUGGAGCCCUGAUGGAGGGCGAGUCGGAAGAGAAGAUUUUCGAAAUCUUGGGCGUGCCGUACAGGCCGCCAGAGCACAGGGUUUGCUAA
Tuber melanosporum (Perigord truffle) is the source of this 2389-nucleotide messenger RNA. RefSeq lists its product as uncharacterized. NCBI's taxonomy places the organism in Eukaryota, Fungi, Ascomycota, Pezizomycetes, Pezizales, Tuberaceae. The record is from RefSeq and is a predicted model, not a curated record. Gene Ontology annotation, biological process: double-strand break repair via nonhomologous end joining. Bases 56 to 2389 code for a protein of 777 amino acids. Gene Ontology annotation, cellular component: nucleus. The transcript has 12 exons. Gene Ontology annotation, molecular function: DNA-directed DNA polymerase activity; DNA binding.